Lingula anatina is the source of this 5121-nucleotide messenger RNA. RefSeq lists its product as uncharacterized. Gene Ontology annotation, molecular function: DNA-binding transcription factor activity, RNA polymerase II-specific. Gene Ontology annotation, cellular component: nucleus. The record is from RefSeq and is a predicted model, not a curated record. Gene Ontology annotation, biological process: regulation of transcription by RNA polymerase II. Lineage: Eukaryota; Metazoa; Brachiopoda; Lingulata; Lingulida; Lingulidae.
GCGCAGUAAAUCUGCGCUCAACGAGUAUAACCAGGUACAAAUGAAAAACAUUGUGUGUUCCUAUCCAGCAUCUAGGAGAUCAGUGGCCACUGCACAGGAAUGGAUAGUGUAGAAGGCGAAGAUUCAGACAACCCAGAUAAGAACAUUACUGACCCUUCCAAUCCCCCAGUGGUCAGCAUGUCCAAGUCCAGCCUUUGUAGUGGAUGUGAUAGUCCAAAGUCACUGGACCCUGCAGCCAAGGUACCAGCCAGGGUCCUCACUCCCUCUGCUGUCUCUGAUGCACGGCAAAAGAAAACCAUCCAGUUGAGAAAUGCAAAAUUUAACAUUGAUAAACUGAAAAGUUUGGCCAGUAAUCUGCCAGUAAAAAAUUGGCGAAGAGAGGAUAGUAAAUCAGCUGAUCUCAGCACAGUGCCACCUAGAGAUAAUAUUGACAGUUUAUAUAGUGACAAUAGUGCCAGUGCCAGUAGCGUUUCCAACAAUAGCAGUGUCAGUAACAAUGACAGCAACAGCAUUGUUAACAUUAACGGUCACAGUAGCUAUGAAAACUACAUAAGUGGUAGCAGUGUUGCCAGUGACAAGAACAACAGUAACAAUCCUCGUCAUUCAAGCAGUAACAGUAACAACAUCAUUGACAGUGACAAUAGUAGUAUCAACAACUGUGAUAAAGACAACAGUCCUCAAGAAAAAUCCCUUGGUGUCAAAUUAACAACUCCAGCCAAAGACAUAAUACAUAUUUCUGAUGAUGAAGAGGUUGAUGUUGAUAUCAUUGGUUACAGUGAUGAUGCUGAAAAUGCUCACAGCAGUGAUGAUAAUGUUCCCAACAAACCUGACGACAGCAGAAUCCGUACGAAACAACCGUCCCGUUUGGAAGAUGACAGUGCACAUUACAGCCCCAAAAACCAGUCCAAUAAGAAUUCAGCUGCGAUCACUCACCGAGGCGACUCAUACAUGCAAUCAAACCUCACAGACAGCAGCCCUACAUACUUCAACAGCAAUAACAAUGUCAGAAGUCUCAGUGAGAAUGAUACCUCUUUUUAUACCACAAGUGACAACGAGCCAUUAGUUCUUAAAAUCCAACAGCAAGUUCAUUGCUCCGUGGAUAGUAAAGAAGAGAGUAAAGGUAUUCCCAUUGAAAGAAUGACGGAACAAAUAACAAAGAAACAUAGAAAGUCACUACCCAAAAAGAAGAAGAGAAAAAAGGCAACCACUGGGAAGCAUAAGUGUGCAUACUGCUCAAGAAGUUACCCAACCGUGAGCCAGCUGAUCGUACACACCAGAUACCAUACGGGAGAGGAGCCAUUUUCAUGCUCCUACUGUGACAGAAAAUUCAAAACCAGCUCUCAUCGAAAAUAUCAUGAAUCAUCUCACAUAACGCAAGGUGGAAUUUAUGCUUGUCAAGACACGGCAUUCACAAGCAAAAGUGUCGUUAGUUGUGAAUCAAACUCAGAAACUGUCCAUCAAAGUUUGGAAUCUGCCCAGAGUAAGGAAAAUGAUACUGAAGAUUCAGUGGACUGUAAUGAGGUGAAGAAGACUACAGCAAUGCAUGACAAUGACAACAAGAAUGUGGAUGCUUCAUUGAAAAACAAAGCCCAGGUCUCGGAGUGCAGCCAAGAUGGAAAGAAGGCAUCAGACAAAUUGGCAAAGAAGAGAUCUCUGGAUGCUGAUCUUGAGCCAACAACACCAAAACAAGCUAGACAUUCAACAGUUGAAGAAGAAAUCCUCUCAUUAGAGUGCCUCUAUUGUGAACGAGUAUUCAAAAGCCCCUCUCUUCUUGAGUACCAUGAAUGGACUCAUGGUAUUAACAAAUCCUUCAACUGCAAGACCUGUGGCAAGUCAUUCAGAACAGUGGAAGGAUGGAAAAGGCACAUGAAGUUCCACACAAAGCAGGUUGCCUUUCUGUGUCAGUACUGUCAAAAGUCAUUUUCCUCUAAGAGUAAUAAGACAGCCCAUGAGAGAAAAAGAUGCCCCGUUAGAAGAAAACGGACCUAUCCAUGUCAGCAUUGUGGACUAGUGUUUGCUGAUGAAAAUGUUGAAAGGCUACAUGAAGAGAAAUGUGCUCCUGCAACUAGGGCUACUACCUCUGGAUCUGAACCUAAAGACUCCAUUGCAUUUCAGAAAAGUCUCGAUUCUCCACCAGAGAAGAUAAAGAGAAUUGCCAAAAAGAAGAAGAAGAAGAAGAAAAAGAAGAGCAUUCCUUCUAACCACAAGUCGUCACCUCAACAUUUUAUGCUUACCAAAAAGAAAAAGGUCAAAGGUCACUUGAGGUUUGGAUCAAGCCAUUUUCCCUUUGACACAGAAGACAACAGAUGUCCAAUUUGUGAAAAGAAGUUCUCAUGCAAAGGUAAUACCAACCGCCACUUAAAAGUUAUACACCCCAAGGAAUGGAUGAGAAUCCUGAGCACAAGAACCUCUCCAAGGAAAGAACACCAUGUGGUAACACAGACUGUUCAAGGUUUGACAAAUUUGAUUGAAGACAGUAGCAGAUUGACAGAGGAUGUUGUUCUAGAUUCGGUAGAACCUGUUGAGAAAAAUGUUCUCUGUUCUAAAUCGAAAAUACACCAUGAAGAUGAGACACAAGGUGCAUGUACAUAUUCCCAGUCAUACAAAGCCAAUCAUGUGGAACAUGUUCCCAGUGCAGGUGGGGACAGUAAUGCCAAAGUCGAGUACCAGGCUACAAAAGCACUUUCACCUGAUCUCACUAUAACAUUCACCAAAAAGAAACACCAGGGUAAUGAUAAAACCAACAAAGAAGGACUCCAGGUUCUUAAUCCAUCAGAAUUGAACGAUGAGAGUACAACACCUGCAAAAAUAGCUGAAGUCAGUUCAUCCCUAUUCAAAUGUCAUGAUUGUCAUAAGGCUUUUCCCACAUGGAAAGAGAGACGCCAUCACUGGAAAAGAGAACAUCAACCUGGGUUAGGCAACAAAAGUUCUGGUGCUUCCUUAUCCAGCCAUGGAGACAGGCGGCAGGAAGGAAAACAUCGAGAAUCGAGUAGUAGUCUUACAAGGCCGUCCCAAAAACACAAAUCCAGUGAAGAUAAGGAUGUCCGCUUGGAGGAGAACCAGGAUGGCAAUCUGCCCUCAGAAAAGAAAAGACUUUUGUCUCAAAGUGAGCAUUGUGCCCAGUCAAAACAAUCAGAAGGGAUAAAGCCUGCAGUGGUGUCUUCUUCUUGGACGCAAGAAAACUGGUCCAGUUUAGAUAAAUUUGCUAAUGAUGUACAGCAAAGUUCUGUAUUUGAAAGAAAAAGGCACAGGCAUUCCAGUAACUCAAAACAUUCCAGUAGACACAAGCAUAAAAAAAGAGACAGGGAAUUUCUUGGUAGGGAAGAGUCACAGGUUCAUGGACAUGGGUCUAGUAUUCAUACUCCCAGUAGAACAAUGACACAUGCACAUGCAUUUAACCAUAGUAGUAUGAAGAAGUCUCCAGCAAAGCUUUAUUCGGAUAAAAUUUCUGUAGUCCCAGCCGGAAGGAAAGGUGUCGACAUCAUUGAUAUUAUUGAAGAUGGCACUGAUAAUAAGAAAACCCAUGAAAUCGUAGUCGAAGUGGAAGACCAUGUAGAAGAUGUGGGAGUUUCUCAAAGUACUCUUUCUCCUAGUAAGGAUUUAGACAAAAGUGGAUCCAAUUCAAAUUUUGCUGCCAUGGGUCUCUUUCAGUGUGAACAUUGUGGGGAUAUAUUUACUAAGAAAUCUGUGUGGCAAGUACACCUCACCACACAUGGAGUUAGCUCAUUGCCUGAGCCAUCCCAUGCUAAGGAUUUAAGUUGCAAAUGCGAAAUUUGCCAUCGCAAUUUCAAAACCAAAUAUGACAGAAUAAAGCAUGAGAAGCGUGUCCAUACUAAUCCCGUAGAUAGACCCUUCAAGUGCAAAUAUUGUGCCAAAACCUUUGCCUUGGAACCUGAUGCCAUAAAACACCAGAUCUCCACCCAUGAUGCAAAGAUUGCUUCGCACGCUUGUAGAUAUUGCCACCUCACUUUCCCAACUGCGCGCAGAUGCAUGGCACACGAAGCCAAGCAUUCAGGGGGAAACAGGGGGGCGGUGCAGUGUAGGCAUUGCCCAAGAGUUUUCACUACAAAAUACUUUAGAUCAUUGCAUGAGAAGCGGGCUCACACCAGAGGGACAGACAAGACUUUUUCUUGCCGUUUUUGCAUGAGAAACUUUGACCAAGAGAUUCUCUUGAGGCUUCACGUUAAAAAGAAGCAUAAGAAAAAGCUAUUAUCUUCAGAGUCUGAAAGGAAUACAAAAUCACCGCCUCAGAAUAAGUUCCCAAGAGGAUUAAAUGGGUCAUUUUCAUGUCAUCACUGUGGUCAAACUCUUAGUUGCCACAGAAACUAUGUUGAACAUAUGAGAUGGCAUGUUGGAGAGAAACCUUUCAAGUGUGACUUCUGUCCAAAGAGGUUUACUAGAAAAUCUAAUUGCACAACGCACGAAAAAAACUUUCAUGCUGAGAAAUUAAGACGCAGACAGUUAAAAAUGAGUAGCAGCAGGUCCAAGGAACCUGAGAAUGGUCCAUCUCUUCCGAAUAACUAAGCUAAAGUGACUAAAGCAUAUUUCAGUGUCAGGUUAUUUACUAGAUGAGUUUGUUUAACUGUCAUAAGACUUUCCCACAUUGCUUUACACAAAGCGACUGAGAGCUAUUGAGAAGACUGUUAAAUGAGGGUGAGUGAGGGGUGGGGAAGGUAUGGAGUGGAGGGUAUAGUCUGGAAAAAGGCAAAUUGCAGGAUUUCCAGUUAUUAAAUUCUUAAUUGAAGGUCAUGUGAAGGUCAGGGGUCUGAGACUGACCUGGGCUCAAGUUCAUACCAGAAUACAAUUAUUGAUAAUAAGUCUCCAGUAUGAUUUCUUUACUUGUGAUUUUACAUGGAGUUUUUUUUUAUCUGUUUGUGUGCUAAAUGUAGAUUUUAUGAUUUACAAAGCAGUAUUCUUUUCAUGGUAAUUACUUACUAGUACUAAAAAUACCUCUUUUUCUGACACUGUAUUAUUUGGUGAAAGACUAUUAGCAUUUAUUCAUUUUAAGAGACCAUUUGAGUUUCUGAUGAAGAAACAAUCAGCUGAAUUAUAUUCAUUUCCCCUCACAGAUUGUAUUUCUUUCUCUGGUGUAAUGGGAUCCAAGAAAUUUGUGAAAAUGGA